CCUUUUAAAACUGAAACAGUGCACUCUAUACAAUUCCCAGCUCAAGAAAACCGUACAAAGACUCACCAUUCACCAGUAUAUUGGUUUCAACUUUCCAGGGUUUUUGUCUUCACCCCUCACCCUUUCUCAUUGUACAUAGAUAAUAGCUGGUUUCAGAGCGAUUACUUCCCUUUCUAUGGCGAAGUUAUCAUCAUCUUCGUCGUCGUCGUCGUCAUCAUCAGUUUCAAACUCGGAAAAUUCUCGCGAGCUUCUGUGUGUAGGAACCUUGGAAAUCGCCACUCCAAAGCCCGUUGGGUUCCUCUGCGGCUCAAUCCCUGUUCCAACUGACAAGUCCUUCAAUGCUUUCCAUUCCCCUCUUCUCCCAACUCCUCAAACAGUGAAUGCUCCGCGAUAUCGGUAUCGGAUGCUGCCAACUGAGACUGAUCUGAAUAUGCCGCCUCUUCUUGCGGAUUUCCCAGACAAGGUUCUUCCUGUUGGUUAUGUGCAGUCCAAGGCUACUGGAGGAGACUUCCCUUGGGAGGGCAAUGCUGUUGCUUCAAAUUUUACAAGAAAAUGUGAGGCCCUCGCAGUAUCUGGCUUGGCUGAUUAUGGGGAUGAGAUUGAUGUAAUUGCUCCAGCAGACAUUUUGAAGCAGAUAUUUAAAAUGCCAUAUUCCAAGGCUCGAUUGUCAAUUGCUGUUCAUCGAAUUGGCCAGACUCUUGUUUUAAAUACUGGGCCAGAUGUUGAAGAAGGAGAAAAGUUGAUUAGGAGGCAUAACAAUCAAUCAAAAUGUGCGGAUCAGUCACUAUUCUUGAAUUUUGCUAUGCAUUCAGUCAGAAUGGAGGCCUGCGAUUGUCCACCAACUCAUCAUGUUUCACAAGAGGAGAAAUCAAAAUCUUCAGUUCUUCCUGGAAGCAAAACACCCCAUAUUGUGGAACAGAAUGAUGUUGUCCAAGCUGAUGGAUACAAAUGCUGUUCUGAGUACUCAAAUGUUAAGCAGGAUGUCAUUUGGGGAAGCAAGAAUAACAGGAGAAAUAAGAACCAUAGUCCUGCCAAUAAAGUGUCACAUGUUGGUGAAAAACCCAGAACAACAAUGCAAGAGUCUGAAAAACAAAGAAAAGCUGGUAAUGAUAGCUUUCUGAGGGUCCUGUUCUGGCAGUUUCAUAAUUUUCGGAUGCUCCUUGGAAGUGAUUUGCUUCUGUUUAGUAAUGAAAAGUAUGUUGCUGUGAGCUUGCAUUUGUGGGAUGUCACAAGACAGGUCACACCUUUGACAUGGCUUGAAGCCUGGCUUGACAAUGUUAUGGCAAGUGUGCCUGAGCUGGCAAUAUGUUAUCAUCGUAAUGGUGUUGUUCAGGGAUAUGAGCUUCUGAAGACAGAUGAUAUUUUUUUACUUAAAGGGAUAUCUGAGGAUGGGACGCCAGCAUUUCAUCCAUAUGUUGUCCAGCAAAAUGGCCUUUCCGUUUUGAGGUUCCUUCAGGAAAAUUGCAAACAGGAUCCUGGAGCUUACUGGCUUUAUAAAGGUGCAGGUGAAGACGAUAUACAGCUUUUUGAUCUUUCUGUUAUUCCCAAAAACCAUUCAUCUAAUGAUUGUGAUGAUGCUUCAAGCUCCUUGCCAUCUUUAAUCAAUAGAGGUAGAAGUGAUGCAGUGUAUUCACUGGGAACACUCCUGUAUCGAAUCGCUCACAGGCUUUCACUGUCAAUGGCUGCUAAAAAUAGGGCUAGAUGUGUCAGCUUCUUUAGGAAGUGUUUGGAAUUUCUUGACGACUCAGACCACCUGGCAGUACGAGCAAUUGCUCAUGAACAGUUUGCAAGGCUGAUUUUAAAUUAUGAUGAGGAGCUUAAUCUAACAUCGGACUCACUAGCUGUGGAAUGUGGACUAACUCUUACUGAAGCCAAAGAGUCACCUUGGGAUGCCGAAAACACUAAUUCUGAGUCAGUUGCUCCAGAAGUAUUCUAUCUCCUAGCCGAUGACAAAUCCCAUGAACAUGAACAAACACCUGACUCAGUAGAUGGUGAUGCACAAUUGAGCAACCACAGAACGUCUCUAUCCAGCUCAUCUCCAGAUGCUAGCAGCUCUUCUGGAUGUGAAGUAUGUCCAGUUACCACACCUGUGGUUCAGACAGUUGCUGAUCCAAUAUCAUCUAAGUUAGCCGCAGUACAUCAUGUUUCACAGGCCAUUAAGUCUCUGAGAUGGAUGCGACAGCUUCACAGCAACGAACCAGAGGUGAUGGAUCGGUUUGAUGAAGAUCAUGAUAGGUCACCGUCAUCUUUUGAUGUUUCUGUUUGUGCUUGUGGGGAUGCUGACUGUAUUGAGGUUUGUGACAUUCGAGAAUGGCUACCAACAUCCAAGUUGGAUCAUAAGUUGUGGAAGCUUGUUCUUUUGCUUGGAGAAUCUUAUUUAGCACUUUCCGAAGCAUACAAGGAGGAUGGUCAACUACAUCAAGCUUUAAAGGUUAUACAGUUAGCAUGUUCUGUUUAUGGAUCAAUGCCUUCACAUCUGGAGGACACGGAGUUCAUUUCUUCUAUGGUUAGUAGCUCAUCCUUGCAGAGAAAAUGUUAUGAUAUAAAUGAAAGUCGUACAUUGCUGAAUGAUGUAAAAGAUGAGACUGUUAAUGGGUAUCUCACUGUUGAGAGAAAGUCUUCUACUUACUUUUUCUGGUCCAAGGCAUGGGAGCUGGUCGGAGAUGUUUAUGUCGAGUUCCAUAGGAUAGAGAGUAAUGAAAUUUCAGUACAAGAUGUGAGAAGGCCUGCAAACAGUGAAUUGAAAAUGUCAUCUGAGGUUGCUAAGGAAGUUAAAAGGCUGAAGAAGAAGCUGGUGCAGUUGAACCAGAAUUGUAGAUCAUGUUCCUUGGUAAAUUGUAGUUGCCAAAGCGACAGAGCUAGUAGUGGAAGCAGUGCAAGCAGUAGUAGUGCAGAUAUGAGCCUGAUGACUUAUGGUAGAAAGCAUGGUAAACGAUGGUUUACUAAAAAUACCAAUUAUUUGCAUCCAAAAGAUCCUGGAGAUGAGCUCAUUCUUAAUGAGAAUCAGAAAGAUUUUGAACAUUUUGAGCACAGUAAUUAUGGUGGAAACUUGAUAGAUACUCUUGAUGGUAGCGCGAUUGAAGUUGAAUCCUUAGCAGCUAUGAACUCCAGAAAACAUGAGGGAUCUUCAGAGCCCGACAAUUCCGGUUCCAGUGCUCUAUCACAAACUGAAUUAAGUUCAAAGGUAACAGGUAUAGUUAAAAAUGGUGGUAUCUUUGAUUAUCUAAGUAGACCUGUACUUGGAGAUGUUGAGCACAAUCUAUUAGCUGCUUUAAAAUGCUAUGAAGAAGCUAGAAAAGCAUUGCUUAAACUUCCAUCCAGUUUAUCUGAGUUAGAAUCACUGGUUAAAAAGAAAGGGUGGGUUUGUAAUGAAUUGGGGAGAAUUAGAAUAGAAAAUAAAGAGUUGAACAAGGCUGAACUGGCCUUUGUAGAUGCUAUAGUUGCAUUCAGAGAAGUUUCAGAUCACACCAAUAUAAUAUUGAUAAACUGUAAUUUGGGUCAUGGCCGACGAGCUUUAGCUGAGGAGAUGGUAUCAAAAAUUGAGAAUCUCAAAUUACAGAACAUCUUUCAUAAUGCAUACAGUCAUGCUCUGGAAACUGCAAAACUAGAAUAUAAAGAAUCUAUUAGAUAUUAUGGGGCAGCAAGGCUAGAACUAAAUGCUGUAAAUGAGGAUGAUGAUGCUGUGACAAGCAGCUUGAGGAAGGAGGUACAUACACAGUAUGCUCAUACUUAUCUGCGGCUUGGCAUGCUUUUGGCAAGAGAAAAUAGUACAGCUGAACUGUAUGAGAAUGGAUCACUGGAGGAUACCUGUGUAAGGCAUAGGAAUUCCCAUGAUCGAAGAAGGAAAGAAUUGAGAAAGCAUGAGAUUUCAGCUAAUGAGGCCAUUAGGGAAGCAUUAUCUGUGUACGAGUCUCUAGGUGAACUACGCAAACAGGAGGCUGCAUAUGCUUACUUCCAGUUAGGUUGCUAUCAGAGGGAUUGUUGUUUGAAAUUUAUGAACGCUGGCAAUAAGAAAAGCCUUUCAACAAAAGGUGAAAAUAGCACUGACCAUCGAGUCAAGCAGUAUUCAUCUCUGGCAGACAGGAACUGGCAAAAAGCAAUGGACUUUUAUGGCCCUAAAACCCAUCCUAACAUGUAUAUUACUAUACUCAUGGAAAGGUCGUCUCUUUCAUUAAGCCUUUCAAGUCAAAUACGCUCCAGUGUGGUUCUUGAGUCAGCUUUGGUUCUCAUGCUCGAAGGACGCCAUGUUUCAGAGACAAGCACUGACACUUUCAGUGCUGGUUAUCCUGAACUGCAUGCGAAAUACUGGAGUCAGUUGCAGAUGGUUUUGAAGAAAAUGUUAGCCAUGGUACUAUCAUCAAGUGCGAACAAAUCUCCCUGCCAACCGUCUCUAUCCUCUGGUAGACUUGGAGAUGGAGGAAAGAUCAGGGAACUGUAUAAGAUGUCCCUCAAGGGUACGGACAUGACCCAACUGCAUGCCAUGUACAGCUUGUGGAUGUCAUAAUGAGGUAUUCAACCUGCCAAUUUUGUCUUGGUUGCCUCAGAACAAAAGUGAAUAGUUUUCCAUCUCUCGUUGAUUGUCUUAAUAUUUGUGGGAAAAAUGUGGUUAACUUGGAGGAUGCAAGUCUUGAACUCAGUUCCGUCUAAUUGAUUGGAGAUUUAGUUGACCACUUAGAUAAACCAAGACUUGCAUUGACUGUAAAGAAUUUCCUCACAAAGACACAUUACCAUCACAAGAAUGAAGAGAGCACUUUUUUAUGUUAGAAAA
Messenger RNA from Arachis ipaensis, 4768 nucleotides. RefSeq names its product erythroid differentiation factor-like protein. NCBI's taxonomy places the organism in Eukaryota, Viridiplantae, Streptophyta, Magnoliopsida, Fabales, Fabaceae. Gene Ontology annotation, biological process: positive regulation of DNA-templated transcription. The record is from RefSeq and is a predicted model, not a curated record.